AGUAGAUGGCGGGAGAGCGGAAAUACGUUAAAACAGGCGAAAAACGACAAGCAGAGUGAAAGUAAACCUGUAAGGUGGAGGAAACGGACAGUGAGCGCAGUGUAACCGUGACAACGAGACACGAGGACGGAUUUAAAGUGAUCAUAAAAUCGUCUCCAGACGGUCGUCGUUCGGUGACGAUAAUGGAUCUGUUUGCCAAAUGCCAUUAAGCUGUGAAGAACGAGAGGUGCUGUGGGUGUGUGGCCAUGGCUGCUGUUUGAUGAAGUGGACUGAACUUAAAGGAGAGACACAAAUUAAAGUACUGAUCCCGUCACAUUAGUGCGGAUUUGGUACCAAUACCACUGUCGGUAUCGCUUCUAUCAAUGCUUGUAUCGAUCCGCCCAGCCUGAGUUGAAGCAGCAAUGAGUUCAGCUCAGUAUCUGAGAGAGUUCAUCAAGAAGAGACUAACUGCUGUUUGUGAAGAAAUCUUCUCAGAGGUUCAAAAAACCAUCGUCCAGUAUGAGGAGGAGAUCAACCGUCAGCACAGACUGCUGGAUAUCAGCCGGAAACCCGACAGAAACUCUCACAUCAUAGGCCUCCCACAACAGCAUGACUGUGAGGAAGAGGAGGGUCUGGAUGAGGAGCACGUCUGUAACCAGCAGAGGAACUCCAGUCUGGACCAGGAGGACCCAGACCCUCCACAGAUUAAAGAGGGACAGGAGGAGCUCUGCAGCAGUCAGGAGGGAGAGCAGCUUGGACUGAAGCAGACUGAAGGCAUUAUCGUCUGGACUGAUGAAGAGCAGCUCAGACUGCUGGGGACCAUCUGGAAACCUGAGAUAAACUUGCACAGAAAGGACCUCCGACACCAACACAUUUGUGAGAAGGAAGUUCUCACAGACCAGCAGGUCUGUAACCAGGAGAAGAACUCCAGUCUGGACCAGGAGGAUCCAGCGCCUUCACAUAUUAAAGAAGAACAGGAGGAACUCCGCAGCAGUCAGGAGGGAGAGCAGGUUGAACUGAAGCAAGAGACUGAUAUCUUCAUGGUGACUCGAUCUUAUGAGGAAAGUGACCACAGUGAACCAGAGUCAAACAAAGAGCAGCUCCUUUUUCACAGCUCUCCUGAAGCAGAGAGCCAAGAUCAUGAAGACAAGCAUGUGGACUCAGAAUCAAGUAAAAAUGCAGAGCUGAAGAAGAGGAAACACAGUCAGAGCUUGGACAACACCACUGUGUCAGAGAGUCAAAGUAAAUCUGACAAAGUGAAAAAGUAUGUACAAUGUGAAAUCUGUGGGAAAACCUUACAUACAUCUAAUCUGACUGCACAUUUAAGAGUUCAUACAGGUGAGAAACCACAUUGUUGCACCACUUGUGGCAAAGGAUUCAUUCAGAAAUCAAAUUUGAAGCGUCAUUUGAGAACACACACAGGUGAGAAGCCAUUUACUUGUAGCACCUGUGGGAAAAGUUUCGGUCUGAAACCAGAGUUGCAACGCCAUCUAAGAAUUCACACAGGUGAAAGGCCACAUUGUUGUAACACUUGUGGGAAAAGAUUUACUGACCUGUCAGGGAUCAUAGCUCACAGGAGAGUCCACACAGGUGAGAAGCGGUAUUCUUGUAGUACUUGUGGGAAAAGAUUCAUUCAGAAAUCAGGAAUGAAAACGCAUGUAAGAAGUCACACAGGUGAGAAGCCGUAUUCGUGUAGCACGUGUGGGAGAAAAUUUAGUCAUAAAUCAACACUGCAAACUCACGUAAAACUUCACACGGGAGAGAAACCACAUUCUUGUAGCAUCUGUGGCAAAAGCUUUGUUCAAAAGCCACACUUAAGUAGGCACAUGAAAAUUCAUACUACUUGAAGUUUCGUGCUUAGAUAAGAUAGCUGUGAGUAGUAGUAGUAGUCUGUUGGUCAUAAAGCUCACACUGACCAGAAGUUUAAUGACUGCAACACUUGAGUGAAGAAGUCAGUAUUUUUUGUGUAGAGCAGAGCAGUAAAAAUAAAUGUUUUUUAUUUAAGGAUGAUACAUUAAGAUUUCUGCAUUUCAAAACCUAUCACAGCUGACGUAGGCUGAUAUGGGUAUGCCCUGGACAGGUCAGCUCCUGAGCUAAAACAUAGAUGGUCAAUUAUUCACACCUAUGGGCAAUUUGGCAAGUAACUAAUGCACCAGUUAAUAUAAAAAAGUAUAAAAUCAAACCCUUAAAAAACAGCAAUAACAACAAUAUUCAUAAUAAAACAAUCAGGUGUCACAAUAAGAUGCCUCUACAAAAACAGUUCCUGUCCACCACAAGACAGAGGGGCACAUCACAGUCCUGAUAUUUCCGGGGUGUGUCACUCCUCUUGCUGUCCACCUCGAGACGGUGUAUAAAUAAGCGUUUGCCUUUAGUGCCUUUUUGGACGGCACCGUUGUCUGUGACAAUGGGAACACAAUCUUCUCAGCUCUUCUGCUGUGAGGAAUGCCUGUCUCCAUGCUGACACACCAGCUCCGCCACAAAUUCUUUGUGUGCCAUGGGCAGCACCUGCAUGGCACUGAUCGCCUCACGGUGCAAGAUGAAUGCUUUUCUUGUCUCAAUCUCCAGGAAGUGUAAGAGCACAGUCCCGUACCUGCAGCAGUCUUGCUGUGGGUGGACUAAUACUGAAUGAACUGGUCUAGUAUGUCAGCCCCUCUCACAGCCCAGUGUCCAUCUGCAUCCUCCACCUUUCUCUUCACCCUGGACAUACAGGUGGAUGGUGGUGCACACAGGCACCUCCCACGUGUCCAUCCACUUCACAAUAUCAAGUGGGUCAUCUCUGAUCCAUCUCACAGAUCCUAAUUCGCAUUUUUUUUGUUGAGAGUAUUUUCCCUCCCUCCCAGGCAUUCCCUGUGUAGAUACUACAUGCACCACAUCUUGUGCUGGUCAGAUCCAGGAACAUUUGGGACUGGUACAAAACAACUGUCCAUGUAAACAUGGCAUCCUGUGCUAAGCAACAGCUGAAAAAGGUUCAUCACCACAUCAUAAGACAUAAGACAGCAUCACUUGCUUUUAAAGUCUUAACAGUGUAUGUGAUGAAUCUAAAGGUUGAUUCAGCCUAUGUAAAACCUUUCAUCCCUCAUUUAGUUGGUUUGUCCGUCAUGUAUUGUGUCAUGCCAGGCUUUGCUUUAGGUGCCACCAUCCUUUCAUCAACUGCCAGUUCCCUCCUCGGGUGUUAAUAAGCUGGCUGCCACAGAGGAUUUCAUAAUUUUUUUACCAUCUACUCAGGAUCAGUGAGGUGGAUGUUCCAAAAUAUGGCUCUGGACCUGUCUCUUGUCUAUAUGUCAUUGAUGGAAGGGGCACAGACAAGGCAUGA
Maylandia zebra (zebra mbuna) is the source of this 3292-nucleotide messenger RNA. RefSeq lists its product as uncharacterized. Gene Ontology annotation, cellular component: nucleus. Gene Ontology annotation, molecular function: RNA polymerase II transcription regulatory region sequence-specific DNA binding; DNA-binding transcription factor activity, RNA polymerase II-specific. Lineage: Eukaryota; Metazoa; Chordata; Actinopteri; Cichliformes; Cichlidae. The record is from RefSeq and is a predicted model, not a curated record. Gene Ontology annotation, biological process: regulation of transcription by RNA polymerase II; embryo development.